Messenger RNA from Coturnix japonica (Japanese quail), 3232 nucleotides. The record is from RefSeq and is a predicted model, not a curated record. Lineage: Eukaryota; Metazoa; Chordata; Aves; Galliformes; Phasianidae.
GAACUUCCUGUCAUGUGAUAAUGGAGAAAAGGGGGCGUGGCUUAAGACCGGAAAGCGGAAGUGCCGCCGUUGGGUUGGCGGAGUUCGUACCAUAGAGGAACGACGGCGGCGGUGGGAAGGGGGGGGAUAGAGCGGCGCUGCGGGGGGAGCGCUGUGAGGAGCGGCGUAGGCUUCACUAGGCCCGACUAGGCCGCACUAGGCCUCACUAGGCCGCACUAGGCCCGAGAUAGGACCGGAGCUUACCGGGGGUUGCUGUGAGGCCUCGGGGCCUCCCCAUGGAUCCGGUGGGUGAAGAUGGAGCGUCUUCGGGUCGGUUGAACCCGGUGGAGACUCUUCAGGAAGAGGCGAUCUGCGCCAUUUGUUUGGAUUACUUCGUGGAGCCGGUGUCGAUCGGUUGCGGCCAUAAUUUCUGCCGGGUUUGCAUCGCUCAGCUGUGGGGAGGAGGAGGAGAGGCCGAGCUGGAAGAGAGCGGAGGGGCCGCGGCUUUGGAGGAGGAGGAAGAAGAGGAAGAGCUGGAGGAGGAGGAGGAAGAGGAGCUGGGGGAGGAAGAGCUGGACGUGGAGCAGGAGGAGGAGGAGGAGGAUGGAGGAGGGGAGGAGGAUGACGACGACAUGUGGAGCGAGAAAGACACGGAGGGCACAUUGUGGGGGGACCCCGUGGAAGAGGAGCUGUGGGACGGAGGAGGGGUGCAAGGAGAGCUCUACUUUGGGGACGACGAUUACGAUGAGGACGUGAUGGAGGAGGACGUGGAGGAAGAGGAGGAGGAGGAAGACGAAGCUCAGAGCCCUCCGCCCUCCCGCCCUCGACGCCUUCAAACCUUCACCUGCCCCCAAUGCCGCAAAACCUUCUUCCAGAGGAAUUUCAGACCCAACCUCCAGUUGGCCAACAUGGUGCAGAUCAUCCGACAGCUCCAUCCUCACCCUCAACGCCUCGCUCCACCCGCCAGCCCAUCAGCUUCAGGGGGUCCUGGGGGGAACACGGGGAUCCUGGCGGCAACGGGAGGUCGGGGGCGUCCGAAUCUUUGUGAGAAACACCAGGAACCUUUGAAGCUGUUCUGUGAGGUGGAUGAGCAAGCGAUCUGCGUGGUGUGCAGGGAGUCGAGGAGCCACAAGCAUCACAGCGUCGUGCCCUUGGAGGAGGUGGUGCAGGAUUAUAAGUACAAACUCCAGAGUCACUUGGAGCCGCUGAAGAAGAAGCUGGAUGCGGUGCUGAAGCAGAAGUCGAACGAGCAGGAGAAGAUCACAGAGCUGAGGGAGAAGAUGAAGCUGGAAAUCAAGGAAUUCGAGUCCGAUUUCGAGCUGCUCCACCAGUUCCUCAUUGGGGAGCACGUGUUGCUGCUGCACCAGCUGGAGGAGCGCUAUGAAAGCCUGUUAGCCCGGCAGAGCAGCAAUAUCAGCCAGCUGGAGGAGCAGAGUGCAGCCCUCAGCCGCCUUAUCGCGGAGGCAGAAGAUAAGAGCAAACAGGACGGACUGCAGCUGCUCAAGGACAUCAAAGGCACUUUUAUCAGAUGUGAGAACAUAAAGUUCCAGGAGCCUGAGAUGGUGCUGGUGGACGUGGGGAAGAAAUACCGCAACUAUUUCCUGCAGGAUGUGGUGAUGAGGAAGAUGGAGAAAGCCUUCAGCAAAGUCCCACGGGCUGACAUCACACUGGAUCCUGACACCGCUCACCCUCGCCUCAGCCUCUCCCUGGACCGUCGCAGCGUGAAGCUGGCAGAGCGACGUCAGGAACUCCCCGACAACCCCAAACGUUUCGACUCCGAUUACUGCGUCCUGGGAUCCCAGGGUUUCACCACAGGUCGUCACUAUUGGGAGGUAGAAGUCGGGGGUCGCAAAGGUUGGGCGGUCGGGGCUGCACGUGAGACGGCUCGACGUAAAGAAAAACCCAUGGGGCCUCAUCCAAAAAGGGAGAUCUGGUGCGUUGGCACUAAUGGGAAGAAGUACCAAGCGUUGACGGCCACGGAGCAGACGGCUUUGUCACCCAGCGAGCGACCCAGGCGCUUCGGUGUCUACUUGGACUAUGAACGGGGUCAGCUUUGCUUCUACAACGCUGAAAGCAUGACCCACAUCCACACCUUCAACGCUUCCUUCCGUGAGCGCAUCUUCCCCUUCUUCCGAAUCCUGGCUAAGGGCACUCGUAUCAAAAUCUGCACCUGAUGACCCUCCAGCUUCUGAUUUCAUCUUUUCUCCCCCUUUUUGUUUUUUUUUGCCCCCCCUGCCUCAUCUUUUGGGUCUCACUUUGGGACCCAACAGCUGCACUUGUUGUCUCGCACCUGCUUGCUCACAAGGCCUCUCCCCUCCUUUCUCCUGUCCUCAUCCCAGCUCUUCUAUGGGGUCACGAUCCCAGGCUGUGGUUUGGUUUGCAGAAGGGAUCCAAUCUCCUUGCUGGAGGUUUUCCCUUCAGCUCUUGGUGCUAUGGGCUCCCCUCUUGCCUUUCCCAGUCCUCGCAGCAGCUUUUCAAUGCGCUCUGCCCUGUUUUAUUUAAAGCCUGUGGUCGAGCUUUGCGUUGUUUGCUCUCUGGAUGCAGAGCUCGAGUUGAGGAUGCUGGGCUCUGUACAUUGUGCCCUAUUGGACAUCACUUUCUUAAAGUCACUCAGAUGCACCAAGGAGCCUCAUUUCUUUUUUAUUUUCCAGUUUUGGGGCACCACCUUCUGUCGACCUCCCACCCAGCCACCACUUGGACCUCAAACCUUCCUACUUUGCUGCUUGCCCACCUUCCCCUUUUGCUCUUCCUCCCCGCUCUGUGGUUGGGGUCUCCAGCUCUCCCCCUGCCCCAUCAUUCCCUCGCCAACCAUUUCUUGUGGGCCUGGCACUUUAUUUAGGGCCACGUAGGCCAGGGAGGGUGCAAAAAAAGAAACCAACCAGGCAACUUCCACCCCUGAGGCCACUCAGAGUGGGAAGCAGCCUGGUUUCCCCUCGCAGCUUAAGGAGCUCUCUGAGGUGGGGAUAUUUAUUUUCUCUUCCCUUUUUUCAGCUGCUUGUUGAGUUUCCAGCUGAAUCCUGUCCCACCGGAGAGACUCUGAUCGCCCCCAGUUGUGUUUUACUUCUUUUUUUUUUGUUGGUGGAUUGGUAUUAUUAUUAUUAAUUUUUUUUUUUUCCUGUUGGCGUUACAGAGCUAGUUCAAAAUAUUUUUGGCUAAAAUAAGAAUUAAAUGGAGAUCUAGUUUUUUGAAAUGUUGAGAAAUAAUAAUAAUAAAGAAUAAUAAUAAUAAUAAAGAAUAAAAGUUUUAAAGCUGA